Pocillopora meandrina is the source of this 5882-nucleotide messenger RNA. NCBI's taxonomy places the organism in Eukaryota, Metazoa, Cnidaria, Anthozoa, Scleractinia, Pocilloporidae. The record is from the annotation of a GenBank genome assembly.
UAUUUCAAUUUGUAUACUUUAGGGCGAGAGCGUGCAAUGCUGUUUCCAGACUACUACUUCUUUGCUGAAAGACGUUUGGUAAACCAUACUAUCGAAACAAGAAAAGUCAAGAACUUGGAUGACUGUGAGCUUCUUUGCUACCUGAACGACAACUGUGUCAGUCUUAACUUCAAAAAAGAUCCAGGAAUCAUAUCAAACUCUUUCCCCAGUGCGACGAACAUUUGUUUUUCUCGGUUCCAGGUGUACGCAACCACUAACCCCACGUAAUGCGCAUGCUCUCCGUUACGAAUUUUCAAAAUGGCGGACAGGUCAAAGAGGAAAAUUAAAAAACACAAAGCGAUUUUGCAAUGAAUUCUCAACAUACACCCUCGUUAGAAAGGCGAAUCUACGGAAGAAAGAUACGAAACUGUAUGAUAUUGAGAUCGAUAUGAUAUUAAAUCGAUACCGAGGGCCCGUUUAAUUGCCUUCCGCCACGAUUAUUAGCUUUCUUGACAGCUUUCUGAAGGUAGAAUACUUUCUUUCUGAAGACUUCUGAUAUGCGGCUAUUGAUUAUUACACCUCGUAUACCUGAUUGCUCAAACACUUUGUUUACGAUUGUUGAAAGGACCGACUCAUGGUUCUCCGUCUUCGUCUUGGCAUUGCUUUGAAAUAGUAUAGACUAGUAAGCUGAAACGAAAAAUUAAUCAGGGAAGUUUACGAAAAAUCCAGCAAACAAGCUUUAAAAAGGCAUUUAUUUAGACUUCAUACUUCAACGAACUUCACAAAUCUUACUUGUUUAUCUUGUAAGUAAACGAUGGCAGAUUAAUUCCCGAAGCGCUUUCUGAGUUUCCCGAUCCCUCUCCUACUGCUUUCACGCUUACAAAACAGGAAAAAUCAAAAGGAGGAAGAUACAGCCGUUUUGAAACGCCAUUUGACGAAGGUAAAUCUGCUUUUUGUUCGACACUUUACAUAUCAAAACAAAGGAAAUUUGUUCCUCUUUUUGAUUCUGGUCGUACAUUUUUAAUUUGCGCCUGCGUAAAAGAGAUAUCGCCUGAGACCCUUCGCUCGGUCGUGUUUUGAUCAAAAACGCCUUGUUAAUUUCACGCAACCGCUCGGAGAAAAGGUAAAAAUGACGAGGGAAAAACUUUACCUUCAAGUUAGAAAAUUAGCGAAAGAGAAAGCCACAAUAUUAUAGUUUAAUAUUUCAGAGGUACAUGUAGUGCUUUUUCCGUAGAGAAUCCGCACGAUGGUAAAACAUUCGAAAAUUACACUCGAUUUGAGUGGGGUGUUGGAGUGGGCGUGGUCACUACAUUCAUGUUAAGACUAUUUGUACCCCAUGAGUUUGAUAUGAAUCCAAAGAAUGACAACUCAGGUCACAUCUGUGAGCUAAAUAACGCCACACAUCUGAAACAUGACAGCGACUUGACAAAUGACGCGUUUUUUUACUAUCGUGGCUCGAAGGUGAGUUACCAGAAGAAUUUACGAAUUUGUCACUUUAGGAUAACAUAUUAACAAAAACUGACGUUUUGCGAACAUUUUUACGUUUUCAUUUUUCUUUAACGAUUUGUUCAUUCAGUCCGUUGAUUUUUGUCUCGUUCCUUCAGAACUCUUGUGAUAGGUUUUCACUGUGCCAAAAUAACGCAACUUGUCUGUCUGGUUUCACCAUCAAAGGAUAUCGAUGCUUAUGCCCUCCUGGAUUCGAUGGAGAACACUGCGAAAAUGGUAAUCUACAUUAUGCUCAAAAUAGCAUGAAUUUCUCUCUUGAUUCAAUGGCGUCGAUUCCCAUUUUUCUCGUUGGAUAAACUUGUGUUGAAUUUGUCCUAAUUCACAGUAUACUUAAAUGUGAUUAUCAUUUUAUUUGUUUGCCUGGUUGUUUGUGGAAUUUAUAUCACGUUUUGUGCUCGGUUGGUAAUCGAGGCGCAGUUUGUAAAGUAGACUGCAUCAACGUGAGCAAAACUCAAGAAUAUUUUGAUUCUUUGCUUACAAGUCCGACCUAAAAAUCGCAUCAAACCAGAAACGUGCAAAGCAGUAUUUUGUUUCGUUCAUACACAUUUUGACGAAUGUGAAACAUACCCAGGCUUAUGUCACGUAAACGCCACUUGUGUUAACACACGCGGAUCGUACGUGUGCACUUGCAAACCUAGAUAUACUGGAGAUGGACGCAAUUGUACAGAUACUGUCAACAGUCUCGUGACGCAAAUGCAAGAGUAGACGCAAAUACUAAUGCAAUGAUUUAAACGUUUGAACUAUCCCUACACAAAUGCAGAUGCAAACGUUAACGCAAGGAAUGAAAAAUUUAAGAAUUUAUUCAUGCUUAGCGUGCGUAUUUCGAGUUAUGGAUGCACGCGGGAAGCUUGGAGAGCACGAAAAAUGCGUAAGAGUAGCUCGAGGCGUAGCCGAGAGCAACUCUAGCUUUUUGAGUGCUCUCCAAACUUCCCAAGUGCAUCCAUAACUCGAUAUACGCACAGCUAAAAGCAUGAGCAAAUUCUUUUAUAACAGAGCAAGAAUGAACAAAAAAUGUUCACGUCAUCUUAUUUACGCACGGGUGUGUGUAAAUAAAGAUUUGUUCAUAGCGGCUUACAUAAGGCAAGCACGUGCGCUAUGUUAUAAUUUUAAUUUUCUUGAGCUUUAUAUGCGUUUGCAUACGCUUCCCAAACGUCGGGGUAACGCAAAUACAAAUGCGAACGCAAGGCGAAAAACACAGUUUCCAUCGGUUCCAUGCCACCACGGAACAGUUCAACCAAGAUGAAGUCGACGUCUUUCGCCAUUGCGGUAAUUUCCUUUGCUUUUCGACAGAAUUUUUCUUCUCAUGUGCAUCUAAGCAUGUUAAAACGACGAAUAUCUUAGUCCCUUACAGAGGAAUACUUAAAGAGAGAAAAUUAUGUGCGCUCGAACAAAAUUUCAAACCUUUUACCUUUUUGCGAGUAGUACUUCAGAUACUAUACUGUGCUCUAAGUGGCUCAUGGUAACAAAGUCAUCGAAUAAAAUUUACUUCAAAAAGUCACGCCAACAUAAUCGAAUUAUUCCUAGAGUUAUGCAUGCGCUAUGUUGGGAUUAAUUCACUUAUUCCAACCCUUACAGCAUGCCUAGCACCCCUGGGUAUGGAUAACAAAUCGAAAGUCAUAAAGGAUGCUCAGAUCUCAGCCUCUUCAGAGUGGGAUGGAAACCAUGCUGCAAUCCAGGGAAGGUUGAAUUUUUUGGCGCAUCAAAGAAAAAAAGGAGGCUGGUCAGCUAAAAACAAUAAUUUGAAUCAGUGGAUCCAGGUUGAUCUUCUUACUAAGACGACAGUAACACAUAUGGCCACUCAAGGAAGGAAUGCAGACAACCAAUGGGUGAAAAAAUACAGAAUACAGUACAGUGAUGAUGGAGUGAAUUUUAGCUUUUAUCAAACACCAGGUCAAAACUUUCCAAAGGUACUCUUAAUGAAUUAUAGGAACAUAUUUGUUUUCUUUUAUGUCCUGUGCUUUCCCCUUUGGGUUAGGUCUGGACUUGUAAAGUUAAAGAGUGGGAAAGGUUACUUGGUAUCUGCCAGAAAUGCCUUGAAAUAUUAAGGCAUCUUUUUCCUCGUUGCGAGAGCUGCUUGGUAUUUCAGCUCCAAGCAACUGCUUAUUUGAGGUUGGACCUUAGUAAAUCUCCAUUGAAUAAAAGUAUCACUUCUGACUUUUGUGGUAAAAUGAUGGUUUAACAUCAAAAUUGCGUUCUGCUUCUGUUUGCAGGAAUUCAUCGCAAACCAAGACAGCAACACUGUUGUACUCCAGCAGAUCCAUCCAUCCAUGAAGGCGCGUUACAUAAGACUUCUACCCACCAAAUGGCACAAUCACAUUUCGAUGAGAAUGGAGCUUUAUGGAUGUAAAGGUACUAUAGGGUGUCCUUUGAAGUAAUCUCAUUAUCAUUUAUAUUGUACACAGCUAUUUCAAGGGACUGUCGUAGAAAAUUCGGGACUGCACCGGUAUUGCUCGACUAGAACCGCCGCUUUCUCUACCAAUCAAAUUCAAGACUAAAACCAAUUUAUGGCUUGGUUACUCGCGUUUUCUCUCAUUUCACACAGUUUGCCUGUUUUUAAUUUGAGUUCUCAAAAGCUAAUGGCUAUGAAAACCAAAAACAUAGCUUUUAACGCUCAACAUAACUUUUUGAAAACAUGUCGCUGAGUCAGGUGCCUAUGUAGGAAGGAUUCCUUUGCUUUGCUUUUUCUUUUUAAUCGUGUUUUAUUUUUGUUUACGAAUAAGAUUCUUAAUCGACUCGAUUCUGAAUAAAAGCCGGUCGAGAAGAGAUUAGAAUGGGAGAGAGAGUGCUAUGAAUGCCAAAGAUGACAACGGCAAGAAAGAAAACGAGAUCAUGGAUGAUUUCUUUUAGGAUGCCUUCAAUCACGUUAUGGAUCUCUCAGUCCAUAAUCCUUAGUUGAACGAUUUUCUUAUUAUUUUGUUUCCGGCUGUCCUUUGAUGGACUGGCGAUAACGUACAAAAAGUUAGGAAUGAUAUCAUAAAUUGUCUCUGAACCUUAGAUUUGACGUUUCAUUGAAAGACAGUAAUUUCAUAAAUUUGUUAUUCAACAACAUCAAUUAUUGACUUAAAAGGCUGUACACUUUAGAGAGGAAAUGUAACAGCUCGAAGAAACGAUGACGAAUUCCUUAGAAGAAAAAUGCAAGAAUUACCCUAAAUAUCAUUGUUCACCAUAAAUUAUCUACUAUCAGGAACGGUUUUUUCUCUUUUUUGCAAACUUGACACUUGUGGCUCAACUUCCGACGAUAUGUUGCUGAGUUCUAAUUAUACAGGACAGAUGUGUAGGCCAUUAGUUCACUCUAAUUUUUUUAAAUCAUUUUCUUUUAUGUUUUAUUUUUAAUCGCACCUCAUUUUUAUUUAUCUACGAAUGGUGGUGCUCUAAACUGUGUUAACGUCGAUCAUUUCCUAAGAAACACUUUUGGUAUUUAUUUUGCUGAAUUGUCGUUAAAUGUUAACAAAACCACGAUGGUGUGACGCUAUUUCUCCAUGAAGUUUCCAUCAGUCGUUCGUGAGAAGACCACAACCACCCUUAAGAUAUAUACAUCAAAUGAUUUAUCGCGCGUGUGAUUGCGCUAAACGCAUUGCGUGACCGAAUACCAGGGAAUAUCUGGUGAUAUACCCCCAAGUAAUAGUCCCCAAUUUUUACACAUUACGUUUAUUAAGAUAGGUCUUCUUUAAAAAUCUAAUGCAAAAUGAGUGUAUUGUCAUCGUUACAAAAGACGGGAAGUAUUUUUUUUCCUUAAAGAUGGAUCUCCAAAGUCAUUUUCCUCAAUUAUAAAUGGAUAAAUUUGAGACUUUUGUUUGUUUCUGCCUUCGCAUGGUCUUCACGCUUGACAACAGCAUUAAAACAAAGUUUAGCCUUGAAAGCUCAGAGCUAUUUCAUAGCUUAAUAACUUCGUUAAAUGUGACAAGAAAAAGAAGAAGAAAAGUGUAAGAUAUGUAUGUUUCUAAACAACACGUGACCACUCGAUGAUGGAAAUUGAAGUAACUGCCAGGGAAAUAUGACGAGCUCCUCCUAUUAGUACUGAUUGACUUCUUGUUUAAUGAGCAGUAAUUAAUGCUCGUUAGACAAAAUCUUUUACCAUUGACUCUAACGACUUUAAUCCUGUUACAAUUAUCAUUUAAUUUCGUAGGAAAUCCUUGAAAAAUUACAAAAUUCUAAAUGAAAACGAUAGGAAGAACAGUUACUCAACACCAACUAACGGUCCAGAGUCUUGUGACGACCAACUCCCUACAGAGAGUGACCCUGCGGAAUGGUAUCGUUUAAUGGGAGAUGCUGGAACAAAAAUGCCAACAAAGCGUGUGGAUGCAUACCACUGUAGUACAAUCUGGUCAGGCUGGUUGGAUGGUACUCAUCCCACAAUGGAGGAUGGUGAAGUUUACAGGAAAAUCUGCUUUAGUGAU